Messenger RNA from Lodderomyces margitis, 2274 nucleotides. It is a transcript of the gene WOR1, whose product is annotated as transcription factor WOR1. The coding region runs from base 1 to 2274 and encodes 757 amino acids. Gene Ontology annotation, molecular function: DNA binding. The transcript has a single exon. Lineage: Eukaryota; Fungi; Ascomycota; Pichiomycetes; Serinales; Debaryomycetaceae. The record is from RefSeq and is a predicted model, not a curated record.
AUGUCAGCACCGAAGCUAACACCGACGUACCAUGGAUAUGUUGGAUCGACUAAGGAUGCGCUUUUAAUCAUUUACCAAGCGCUAAACAAACAAUUGGAAUUGGUUCCAAGGCGGCCACAUGAGCGGGAAAGACCACAUUUGAUCAAAUCCGGUAAUGUCUUUGUAUUUAUUGAGGAACAUUCCGGGAUCAAGCGCUGGACUGAUGGUACUUCAUGGUCGCCUUCGCGUAUAUUGGGAAGAUUUUUGGUUUACCGGGAGUUGGAUAAGUCUUGCCUUAUCGAGAAAGACAAUAAGAAGAAGAAAAAACGCAAGGCAAGUCAUAAUAAAUUUGAUGAACUAGACAACUUAGACACUGCAACUGCAGCACCAAGCACACACAGAGAUGGCGACAAUACACCGGUUUUAAAUCCACAACUCCAGCACCAUCACCAACAGGUACAACAAACCGCACCUAGCCACCAACAGCAAGCGACAUCGCAAGAUGUUAUACCGCCAAAUACUAUUCCUGCAUCAAAUUCAUACAGUGGUGUUGAUUAUAACAAGAGUUUGCUAAGUGGACCACUAGUUACUUCAUACAUAUUCAAGGAUCAGGGGUUGAUUAAAAAGACGCUAUCGCUAACCACUACCACCAGUGAUCUCCAUUUGGAAAAGUUGAAUGAGAAACAGACUAUACAUUUGAUCAGCUACUACAAUGCGCAAGAGGUCAUGAAUGGAAAGUUGCUUCGUCCUUCAGAAUCGGAAUUUAAGGAUGUUUCAAUUCCAGUAACUAUGUGGAACGCAGUCAAGGACAGUUCAUUAGGUGGGAAAAUGCCUCUUGAAGAUGAAGCGUUUUAUUUUCUUGAUGGAAAUUACCAAUUACAAAGCAUGUUACAACUGCAGCAUCAACAGCACCAGCAGCAACGACAACCUCCACAACCACUGUCAUCUAGCCUCGGUGAUGCUAAGCUAGCAUAUGGUAAGUAUAAUGGACCAUUGGUACAACCGCAACAACAGUAUCCAGCCCGCUUAGGCCAACAAUUAUCCAUGGGCAUGGCAAUAACUAAUCAGACUCAAAAUGACAACACAUUAAUGAAGCGCGAGGAAGAAGAGAAUGGACCAAUAGUUGGCAACGAGUUGAACUUCAUCAAUCCAUUUACAGGAACACAGCAACAAGUACCAACAUAUGGCAACACAUUGGGUUUCGCAUCCAGCAACAGCAAUGGAUACAACUACAUGAUGCAAAACCAAGGUCAAACGUAUGCACCAUCACAGUAUAACCAGUAUUUGCAGCACACUCCUCCACAGAUGAACGCACAAGAUGUAUAUCCCCAACAUUAUCAUCCUGGCUUGCUGCAACUGCAACAAAAACAUACAUAUGGACCUCAGCAACAAUCUGGAACCCCAAAUCCAUCUUCAUCAGCGUUUCAGCCACCACAUGUGCCAAAUCCUGCAAGUAAGUCAUCAGCUGGAAUGGGGAUGAAUGUUAACCAAUCUCAGGCGGCGGCCGCUGCUGCUGCUGCUGCUGCUGCUGCUGCCACCGCUGGCACACCUACUCCAGGUCAUAGUGUAGCAACAAAUAAUUCAAGUGGAAGCGCUGGACAACAUUAUCGCCUUGGUUCAGGCUCGUCAGUGGAUCAUUACACGGUUGGAAAUAACAACUCCUUGUCGUCGAUAAAUAGCAGUGGAAUGUAUCAAGGCAGUUUGUCAAACACUACCAGCACUAGUAGUGUGAUGACCACGAAUUCCAGCCUUUCUGUUCCUGCAGGCACGAGAAAGUAUAGCCAGCAAUCGUCCGGUGGACAAGUGCCAACAAUGAGCAACCUAAAGCUGAGCAAUUAUACACCAAUGAGCCAAGGAUACGGAGUGGCGAAUAAUAGUUCAAAUACAGUUACACCGUCAACUUUUUCAGCAAGUGGAGCAGCAUCGGUAGAAAGUUCACGCACAUUACUUCAAAAUAAUGCAAGUGAGUUUGAACAUUCGCAGCCACAUCAAGGACUGUUUAUGAGUCAGUAUCCAGAACAGCAACAGCAACAGAAACAGCCACACCAUCACCAUCACCAUCAUCAUCAUCAAUCUAUGUACCAUUACCAGCUGUCACAUCAGUACCCAAAAUGGAGCAAUCCUCCUCCUCCUCAACAACAACUACAACAACAAUCGCAAGCCGUACAACCAGGAGAUAACGGUAAUGGAAAUACUGGUGCUGCUGGUGAUGACGCAGCUAGCGCCCCUUCUGGAGGCUUGACUGGUCCACAGAACUCCUACUAUCCUACAUCAAUGCAAGGCUCAAGAUUUUAG